AUGAGUCUCUUAGGUCAUGUUGAUCACCCUGCAUUUAAUAUUAUCAAAUACAAACUGCGGCCAGUGUCUGUGUGGAGUUGCGACCGCGGUAUUCAAGAUGUUGCUGCGAAAGAAUACCGUAAAAGAAAGUUUCGCGGUAAACUGUUCAUGCGUUAAUUAUCGGUCAUUUUGCUACGCGAGAUUCACAGACGAUACGCUGAUGAGAGCCACAACAUUUUCUGCCGUGUAAAAUAUUACACAGAUAUCCGGCUGGAAUUGCUCAAAUUAGGUUAUGAAAAAAAAAAAAAAAACCUUGAGCAAUAGUGUUCUGUGAAGCGGACAUUUUCUCCCCUCCGAGUCUAUUUCGCGUUACAGAAACAUUGUUUAUAAAACAUUUAUCAAUCGAAUACUGGAGCACACUAAUACUAUACUAUUCCAAAAAAGAAAAUAUUGAAAUUUGAGCGUACAAACGGUAUGAGUGGAUGUUGAACGAAGAAACGCCGAAAAAAACGCCAUUGUUUUUGAUAGGCAAUUGUGCCAUACAUAUUCAUAGAAAUUAUGGUCUGGCUUCAUUUGCAGGCGAAUCUGUAAUAGAAAUAUUCGAAGCUAAAAAACAUCACCCUCUCGCAUAAACAAGGUGAAAUUUUAAUAUUGAAAUAAAUUUGACGGUGCUAACAGGUUUUUUCAGAUUUAUUCAUUACAAGUGUGGAAUUUGUACAGUAAAUGCAGUUCAAAGAAGAAAAAGCUAGAAUCACGGAUUGAGACGUAUGGGGUAACCGUGAGAUGUCGAGAUUUCGUGACAGAGUAACAAACGAACAGUUUUCAAAAGAACUACAAGGAAAACGAUAACUUUGGUAACUUUUUGGUACAUGGCUUAGUAUUAUAUGUAUAAUAAUAUGAUAGGUCACAAACCGUGAGCAUGGUAAUUUGUUGAUCUAAAUUAUAUUGUUGUGGGUUGCGUAGAAAGUACAAGGAUGAAAUAUUUUCGAGAAACGUUGAAGGCCAUGGGAACGAAAAGUUGUCGAGAAGAGAAUCGAAAGAGAUUCGAGUUUCGUCAUGAGAAGCCGACCAAUCGAAAUAUUAAAGACCGCAAGAAGAAGGCGCGUAGACGAAUAUGCCAACAAGUUUGGUCGAAUCAAUCGCUCUAA
Messenger RNA from Cinara cedri, 1127 nucleotides. The record is from the annotation of a GenBank genome assembly. NCBI's taxonomy places the organism in Eukaryota, Metazoa, Arthropoda, Insecta, Hemiptera, Aphididae.